UCAGUCUGUUGAAGCAGUAGCAGCAGUAGCGGCAGUCUUGUGUGUGGAUCUUUGGCUAGAGGACAGCAUCAGCAACAGCAGCAGCAGCAGCAGCAGCAGCGGGAGGAGGAUACAUCCCAGACCAAACUGCCCGAGCAACAUGGUCGUUGCGAGAGUCGUCGCUUGCCUUUCCCUGCUGGUGGGCUUCUCGCUCCAGGUGGACGUGAAAAGUGGCAAAGAGGCAGGAAAAGCCGGGAAUUUCAUGGAAGACGAGCAAUGGCUGUCAACCAUCUCCCAAUACAGCCGUAAGAUCAAACACUGGAAUCGCUUCAGAGACGAUGACUACAUCAAAAACACGGAGGAGAACAUGGGUUCUGAUGAAACCAUGGACACCACCAAGGACCCGUGCCAGAACGUGAAGUGCAGCCGCCAUAAGGUGUGCGUCGCUCAAGGCUACCAGAGGGCCAUGUGUGUCAAUCGCAAGAAAGUGGAGCACAGAGUGAAACAGCCAGGGAAUCUGGAGGCCCAUGAAAGCGGCUGUAAGCCUUGUCCUGUGGCCGCCUCCUCACCUGUAUGUGGCUCUGAUGGACACAACUACGCCUCUGAGUGUAAGCUGGAGCAGCAGGCCUGCCUCACAGGCAAAGACCUGAACAUCAUGUGUGCUGGCUUCUGCCCCUGCGCCACAGCCUCCGUUACCAUCACAAAUGCUGACACCAAACGUGAGAGCUGCACUGGCCAGGACCUGGCAGACCUGGGUGACCGGCUGAGAGACUGGUUCCAACUCCUUCAUGGAAACGCGAAGCGGAAUAACUCUGGCAAGCUCGGAGCUGGCACCGCUUCAGCGCUGGACAGGAGCCUGGUAGCGAGCUGCAAGGACUCCAUCGGCUGGAUGUUCUCGAAGCUGGACACCAACAGUGACCUGUAUCUGGACCAAGCUGAGCUGGCUGCUAUUAACCUGGACAAGUACGAGGUCUGCAUCCGACCCUUCUUCAACUCCUGCGACAGCUACAAAGACGGGAAGGUCUCCACGGCGGAGUGGUGCCUCUGCUUCUGGAGAGAAAAGCCGCCGUGCCUCGCUGAGCUGGAGAGGAUCCAGGUGCAGGAGGCGGCCAAGAAGAAGCCUGGGAUGUACAUUCCCAGCUGUGAUGAGGACGGCUACUACAGGAAAGUACAGUGUGACCAGAGCCGAGGGGAGUGCUGGUGCGUCGACCAGCAUGGUGGAGAGAUGAUGGGCACCAGAAUCCAUGGCAACCCCGACUGCGAUGAAGUGGCUGGAUACUCUGGAGAUUUUGGGAGCGGUGUUGGAUGGGAGGAUGAAGAGGAGAAGGAGGCAGAGGACAACGGUGAGGAGGCAGAAGAGGAGGAGGAAGAGGAAGGCGAGGCAGAUGAUGGAGGAUACAUCUGGUAGAACUGUCUGACCCCACGCAGAGAGCCAUGUCACAGCUGCUGGCCUGAAAAUCUACAGGAAUGGCUCUCUCCUAGCAGCAAAAGAUUUUGGGAUCGGACUCAGGAGGCAUGGAAUUAUGUAUCAUCCUGGUGGGAUAUGUGGUUCCGGGCAGGUCCAGUGAUGAGAUAAUGACCAGUUUUUGUCUUAGAUAGGUGUAAUUGCUUCAUUCUCUUCUCUGUUUUUUGAGCAACAGAGCUUUUUGUUUUGCCGUCCUGAAAAGCAGGACCCACUGACUACUGCGCCAUAGGUAGCUAAAGUCCAUCAGAAUUCCUAUCUUGUCAGACCGCCAUCUAUGCAUAUAGAGAUUACCAGUAAUUUUGUAUUGUGUGAACAACUGCUUGAGUAUUAGAGCCGCCGUCCCACUGGAAUGACUAGAGAUCAGAAUUUAAAGGAAUAGUUCAGCAUACGCUUUUUUGCUUUCUUGCUGAGAGUUAAAUGAGAAGCUUGAUACCACUCUUAUGUCAUUAAGUUAAAUAUGAAACUAGCAGUUACUCAGUUAACUUAGCUUGUUUUAGAAUUAAAAUUGGAAAUGGGGAAUCAGUUGCCUGGCUCUGUCUAAAGGUAAAACAAAAUCCACCAACUAAUCUGUACAAAACCAAAAAAGCAUGUGGUGGAUGACCAAGGAAGUCACUGUGCCAGUGAAAGAAAUAUUCCAGCACAUAACAUCCUGUAAAAAACACAGACUGUCAUUUUUACACUUUUUGUAUGGAUUAACCAAACGAGAUAUAAUGUCUUGAUUAGUGAGCUGUAAAGGUGCUGGUAGGUGGGUUUACUUGCUAUUUAGCUUAGUCAGAUUAGCUGUUUUCCCAUGCUUCCAGUCUUUAAAUGACUAAGAUGGAUAUUUUCAUAAUAAUCAGAUGAAAGUGUGAAAAUGUGACACAGCUAGUUUCUUUAGCUGUGUGGUCUGUACAGGCAACUUCAGGAAAAAAACAUUUCUUAAAAAUCCACUUUACACUUUGUGCUCAGCACCAAACAGCAGACAGACACAGUGAGCAACUAACUGGUGAACAUAGUGGAGUGGAGACCAAAAACAGAGCUAAAAAAGAGUAAAUACUGGACCUAAAUUCAUCAGUUAGACAGAAACAUGGCUCCAUAUGAAAGCUGAAUGUGUAAACAAGCAACUGUGAUGAUAUGUUGAUGUUGCAAGUGUACAAAAAAAAUCAGUUAUUGCAGGUUUAAGAGAAGUAAGAUAACCAUGUCCUGGUUAUAGCUUCAUAGUUAUUGUACAGACAGAGAGUGGUAUCAAUCGUCUCUGACUCUCAGCAAGAAAACAAAAUGUCGAACAGUUCCUUUAAAGCAGUUCAGAGCAACGUGGUAAUGUAUUUCUUAACUGAUUCUGCUUCUGUAUAUAAAUCCAGUGUAAAUUAUCUAUGAAGCAAGCUUAGAGGGUUUCAGGUUACUAUGGUUUCAAGCCACCUUUAUGAUAAAGGUGCACCACAGCUCAUGGCAGUUUUUAAAUUGUACAUGCUUUACGAAUUAAGUGGAUACACACAACGAUACAGGACCUAUAUAUUUCCAGUUGGAUUACUUUUAUUGAAAAUCUGUAGAACUGCACCUACAGUAGAAACCACUAAUCGCUGUCCUCUGCUAUCUCUGAAAUCAUGUCAAAGAAUGUGGCACAAUUACGUUUUAUUCUGAGUUUGCAACUUGAAAAUCUGUAUUUUGUGUUUAUAAAAAAUGUGUGCAUUACUUGAAGUUCUGUGUGUAUACUUGAAUUCACAUUGUAAUUUUUUUUUCUAUGAGAAUAUUGUUGCCAUGUCUUCAUUCAUGCUAUUGAUAGGCCAGACAUUUGGUUGUUUUUAGUAUUGCAUGUUAGUGAAUAAGAAUGUACUUCUAGGCUGAGCACUUUACUAAUAAAGGCACUGGAGCCAA
Molecule: messenger RNA, 3298 nt
Organism: Seriola aureovittata
Lineage: Eukaryota; Metazoa; Chordata; Actinopteri; Carangiformes; Carangidae
Product: testican-2-like
Exons: 10
Coding region: 140-1387 (415 amino acids)
Molecular function (GO): protein binding; calcium ion binding
Source: RefSeq, a predicted model, not a curated record